Molecule: messenger RNA, 2139 nt
Organism: Puma concolor (puma)
Lineage: Eukaryota; Metazoa; Chordata; Mammalia; Carnivora; Felidae
Source: RefSeq, a predicted model, not a curated record
AUGGCGGGGAGCUAUCCAGUUUGGGAGGAUUUCAUAAACAAAGCAGGAAAGCUACAGUCCCAGCUUCGGACCACAGUAGUAGCAGCGGCUGCCUUCUUGGACGCCUUUCAGAAAGUGGCCGACAUGGCUACCAACACACGUGGUGGUACCAGGGAGAUCGGUUCUGCCCUGACGAGGAUGUGCAUGAGGCACAGAAGCAUAGAAGCCAAGCUGAGGCAGUUUUCGAGCGCUUUAAUUGAUUGUCUGAUAAACCCGCUUCAAGAACAGAUGGAAGAAUGGAAGAAAGUGGCUAACCAGCUGGAUAAAGACCACGCAAAAGAAUAUAAAAAAGCCCGCCAAGAGAUAAAAAAGAAGUCCUCAGAUACGUUGAAACUGCAGAAGAAAGCAAAAAAAGUGGACGCUCUCGGGAGAGGUGACAUCCAGCCUCAGUUGGACAGCGCUCUCCAAGAUGUCAACGACAAGUAUCUCUUGUUGGAAGAGACCGAAAAGCAGGCAGUCCGGAAAGCACUGAUUGAAGAACGCGGCCGAUUCUGUACCUUCAUCUCUAUGCUGCGGCCCGUGAUUGAAGAAGAAAUCUCCAUGCUAGGGGAAAUAACUCACCUUCAGACCAUCUCAGAAGAUCUGAAAAGCCUGACCAUGGACCCUCACAAAUUGCCCUCCUCAAGUGAACAGGUGAUUCUGGACUUGAAAGGUUCUGAUUAUAGUUGGUCGUACCAGACGCCACCCUCUUCUCCCAGCACCACCAUGUCCCGCAAGUCUAGUGUCUGCAGCAGCCUGAACAGCGUCAACAGCAGCGACUCGCGCUCCAGCGGCUCUCACACUCACUCCCCCAGCUCACACUACCGCUACCGCAGCUCCAACCUGGCCCAGCAGGCGCCCGUCCGCCUGUCCAGCGUGUCCUCCCACGACUCAGGAUUCAUUUCACAGGACGCCUUCCAGUCCAAGUCACCGUCCCCCAUGCCGCCAGAGGCCCCCAACCAGAACUCGUCCAGCUCGGCCUCCUCUGAAGCCUCCGAAACCUGCCAGUCCGUGAGCGAGUGCAGCUCGCCCACCUCAGUCAGCUCAGGCUCCACCAUGGGCGCCUGGGCGUCCACAGAGAAGGACUGGGCCAAGCCAGGACCUUAUGAUCAGCCCCUGGUGAACACCCUACAGCGCCGCAAGGAGAAGCGGGAGCCGGACCCCAAUGGAGGAGGACCCACUGCUGUGGGUGGUGCGCCUGCAGCUGCCGAGGAAGCUCAGAGACCACGGAGCAUGACCGUGUCAGCUGCCACCAGGCCUGGUGAGGAGAUGGAGGCUUGCGAGGAACUGGCGCUGGCCCUGUCGCGGGGCCUCCAGCUGGACACGCAGAGGAGCAGCCGGGACUCGCUCCAGUGCUCCAGCGGCUACAGCACGCAGACGACCACCCCGUGCUGCUCUGAGGACACCAUCCCCUCCCAAGUUUCAGAUUAUGAUUAUUUCUCUGUAAGCGGUGACCAGGAGGCAGACCAGCAGGAGUUUGACAAAUCAUCCACCAUUCCGAGAAACAGUGACAUCAGCCAGUCUUACCGACGGAUGUUCCAAGCCAAGCGCCCGGCCUCAACUGCUGGCCUCCCCACCACCCUCGGACCUGCUGUGGUCACCCCAGGGGUUGCAACCAUCCGACGGACCCCCUCCACCAAGCCUUCUGUCCGCCGGGGGACCAUCGGAGCCGGUCCCAUCCCCAUCAAGACACCCGUGAUCCCUGUCAAGACCCCAACCGUCCCAGACCUCCCCGGGGUGCUGCCGGCACCUCCGGAUGGGCCAGAGGAGAGGGGUGAGCACAGCCCCGAGUCGCCCUCUGUGGGUGAGGGCCCCCAGGGUGUCACCAGCAUGCCCCCCUCAAUGUGGAGUGGCCAAGCCUCCGUCAACCCUCCUCUUCCAGGCCCGAAGCCCAGUAUCCCCGAGGAGCACAGACAGGCGAUUCCAGAAAGCGAGGCCGAAGACCAGGAAAGGGAUCCCUCAAGUGCCACUGCUUCCCCAGGCCAGAUUCCAGAGAGUGACGCUGCAGACCUGAGCCCGAGAGAUACUCCGCAAGGGGAAGACAUGCUGAACGCCAUCCGAAGGGGCGUGAAACUGAAGAAGACCACCACAAACGACCGCUCAGCCCCUCGCUUCUCGUAG